CUCGAACAUAUACUCAACCAUGGGAGAAUAAAAAGGACAACUCUAUUUGGUCUUUUGGUGUUGGGCAUAUGCUUGAAUCUUUCAUUUUGAUGUAGGUUUUCUAUGGUGUUUUUCACCUCCUAACCUUCUUUCCAUUUCUAGGCCUCUGAACACACUUUUGUAGUCUACCUAACACCCUAAUCCUCCCUCACAUAUGUUUGUAUACAUGUGAUGUGAGGAAUAAGAGAAACCAAUUAAUGAUUGUGAGAAUACAAAAGAUAAGGUGUGUAUGUGGGAAACAAAACUAGAUAGCAAAAAUGGCAUUAGAAGCUGUGAUACACCCACAAGACCCUUUUAGCUAUGCUUGCAAGGAGUUCACCACCGUGGGCGGUGGUGGCGGAGCUGGUGGCGGUGGUUGGGGCUAUGGCGGCGACUUUAGUCUACUGGUAGAAGAUAAAGCUUUUGUGGGUUGCAAUGGAAAUUGGGAUUCCUCAUCUUCUUCGAUGAUGCAAAAUGGGAAGGAACAUUGGGAUCCCAAUUCUUCGCCUGAGGCUUGCACUGACGGUGACCAGUUGGUUCCUCCCAUGGAAUCACCGGCGGUGGCGACGGCGGCCGGCCGCCGCAAGAGGCGGCGCACGAAGAGUGCGAAGAACAAGGAGGAUUUGGAGAGCCAGAGGAUGACUCACAUUGCGGUGGAGCGCAACCGCCGGAAACAGAUGAAUGAAUACCUCGCCGUCAUUCGGUCCUUGAUGCCUGCUUCUUAUGCUCAAAGGGGAGACCAAGCAUCAAUUAUAGGAGGAGCCAUUAAUUUCGUGAAGGAGCUUGAGCAGCUUCUUCAGACACUAGAGGCUCACAGGACAACCCAAGAGCCCAACAAUGGCUUCACUCAGCUUUUCGCCGACUUCUUCACUUUCCCCCAGUAUUCAACACGUCCGACCACUCACUGUACUAACAGUUCACCGGCGGCUACAGUCAACGAGCCGACGGCGGAGGGCCGAUCGGCGGCUUUCGCCGAGAUAGAGGUGAGCAUGGUGGAGAGCCACGCUAGCCUGAAGAUACUGUCAAAGAGACGACCCAGACAGCUGUUGAAGAUGGUGGCUGGGCUUCAGUGUCUCAGGCUCACUGUUCUCCACCUUAAUGUUACAACAACAUUGGAUCAGAUGGUUCUCUAUUCCCUCAGUGUUAAGGUUGAGGAUGGGUGCCAGCUUAGUACCGUUGAUGAAAUCGCCGACGCCGUUAAUCAGUUGCUUGGUAGAAUCGAGGACGAAGCUGCUUUGACCUGAAAUUAUUGCAUUGGGUUUUUAUAUUUCUCUUUAAUUUCAAUAUUUUUUUCUUUUUUUUUAUUAUAAAUAAAAUAAUUUAGUUUCUGUGAA
Molecule: messenger RNA, 1352 nt
Organism: Camellia sinensis
Lineage: Eukaryota; Viridiplantae; Streptophyta; Magnoliopsida; Ericales; Theaceae
Product: transcription factor bHLH94
Biological process (GO): regulation of transcription by RNA polymerase II
Molecular function (GO): protein dimerization activity; DNA-binding transcription factor activity, RNA polymerase II-specific; RNA polymerase II cis-regulatory region sequence-specific DNA binding
Source: RefSeq, a predicted model, not a curated record